CUCAACUCUUCGUUUGCGGCCAGAUUCCUUACUCUUUUAUUACGCAGCUUUCACAAUCACCAUGUCCGAGAAGCCUGUGGGCGAGAAGCCCACCAAGAUAGGUACGGCGUCGGGCGCCGAAUCCCCGACCACAGCCCGCGAGCUCGAUUUCGACGACGAGCACGACGCAACCGUAGAAGGCGCUGAGCACGUCGCAUCUCCGCCACCAUCCUCGAAAUCACCGAAGCCGGGUGUGCGCUUCUCAGACGACGCCACCGAGAUCCCGCCGCCGAAGCCUCCACGCCCAAUGAGCCCGCAGCAGCAGGCGGAGAACACGUUGAUCGAGGCCUUCCCGGGCAUCGACGCGAAGGUGGUCAAGGCGGUACUCGUGGCCAGCUCAUGGAAGGUGGAGCCAGCGUUCAAUGCGCUGCUGAGCAUGUCGGAUCCCAACUUCAAGGCCGAGGAGACUCCGCCGCCCCAGCCGCCGCGACCGUCACAGCAGCCCCGCAGCCAGGUUGAGCAGGACGAAAUCUAUGCGCGCCAACUUGCGGAGCACUACCAGAGCAGCUAUCAGGGAUACGGCUCGCGCCUGCGCGGCGAUCCUCCAGCGCCCCAUCCGCGACGCGACACUGGUCUGAAGCCGAAUGAGCUCCAUGACGGCAAAGAACACAGCUUCUUUGAUGAUGACCUCCCGGAGAUUCGCCGCAACAUCGAGCAGGGCUUCCGUGAGACGCAGACAAAGGUAAACAGGUGGAUCACCGACUUCAAGAAGAAGCUCGACGGCGAGCCGGACGAGUACGACAAGUACGGGAACCCGGUGCCGCACCAAGAACAGCGCCAGAACUUCGGCCCGUCGCAGUCAGACCAGAUGCAUGGUGUUCGGAGGUCGGCCGAGACGCGCCGGUCAGCGGAUCGCGACCGUUACGACUCCGACAACAGGAUGCUUGGCGACGAUUUCGAGGCUCUAGAACUGAGGGAUGAUGAAGCCCCAGCUCAGCACAGGCCGAAUCGUCCUCUCGCGAACCCCGACCUCUUCAAGCCCACGCCGGUCUCACCACCCCAGUCCGGCCCCGUUGAUGAAGUCGAUGCCCUCUACCGGAAUCCGUCCCCCAAUAACCAGACAUCAAACACCCAAGGCAAGUCAGGCGGCAAGAAGUGGCAGCCCUUGACGUCAGUAGCGCCGCACCCCGAGCCCGACGAGCACGACCCGUUCAGCCUAGGAGACAGCGACGAAGAAGAGGCAAAGGCUAAGGACAUCAAGGCCGAGGAUACUGAGCGGCUGAAGAAGGCAGCCGAGAGCAAGGAGGGUGCUCCCGGCGAGCUGAGUCCUGCAGGACGGAGCGGCAGCGUGGGGCAGAAGGAUGCGGCGGCUGAGGCGCUUCUGAAGGAGGCGAAAUGAUUUGAGUUUCCGGGCGAUUCUGGCAAAUGGCACUUUCUCUGGCUGAUCGGUAAGGCGGAACGACUGAUGCAUUAGGCGAACGUGGUGACGAUAUCAUAUGGGCUCGCUGGGAGAUAGAAUCCGAAUUGGAAUCAGUUUCCGUUAUACUUUCUUGUUGCCUCACGAUAUCGACGGACGGACCUCGCAUACCGCCAUGUCGUUCUUUUGGAACAUAUCCCAUACUGUCGUUGUCGGAACAUGCUCAUUCAAAGAUUUACGUAAGGUAGACACUGUUCGAAGCCUUUCAUUG
This is a messenger RNA of Trematosphaeria pertusa, 1667 nucleotides long. RefSeq lists its product as uncharacterized. Gene Ontology annotation, biological process: ubiquitin-dependent protein catabolic process. The transcript has 5 exons. The record is from RefSeq and is a predicted model, not a curated record. Gene Ontology annotation, molecular function: ubiquitin binding; ubiquitin conjugating enzyme binding. Gene Ontology annotation, cellular component: cytoplasm. The coding region runs from base 62 to 1378 and encodes 438 amino acids. Lineage: Eukaryota; Fungi; Ascomycota; Dothideomycetes; Pleosporales; Trematosphaeriaceae.